AUUUCAGAAGCAAGCCCAUCACUGCGCCGGCCUGCCCCUGCCCCUGCCCCUGCUCCUGCUCCCGCUCUGUUUUCGAUGCACUGCACGCCAAAGCGACGCCCCUAGGACGCAAGAGAGAGAAGCGCUGCCGCUAGCCUGCUGCUCUAGUGGUAGUGGUCGAGGAGGAUGGAGUGACCCAGUGCAGCGCCGCGGCCUCGCAGGCUCCGUUUGAGAGGGAGGGGCUCGCCUCGUCGGGUCCUAGCAUUGCUCCCCCUCUUUCCUCGCCAUCGCGGUCGCUGAGCGAGAGCGAUCGAGGAGGGAGAAACGAGGAGGGGUUUCAGUUAAUCAGGUGGGUACGGGAUGAGAUCGAUGCGCGCGUGGGUCGUGCUCCUCUCUUGUUUUGGCCGCGAGUCGCCCGAGAUUCCUCCUCAUCCGGACGAGGCCUAUCUGCCCCCCGUUGCCGUCAGUCGUGCUCCGAUUGUCCUGUUGCGCCCACGCGCGUUGUUCUUGACGACUCCCCAGUGGUUCUUGGAUCCUAGCCAGUGCUGGAAUUUGGCGUUUUUUGAUGCGUGAUUGCUUUUUAGUCUCGGCCGCGCCGAUCCCUUGCAGUCUGAGCCUUUCUGAUCUCUCGGUUUCGUUUUCAGAGCGCCGGGGCGGAGAGGGAGGGAGGAUGAUGCUGAGGAGGGUGGUAUCCGACCAGGCCGCGGCGGGGGAUGCGCUCGACGGCGCCGCAGCGGGGAGGCCCCGCGGCCCGGCCUUCUUCGCCGUGCCGCGGCUGCUCGUGGGGCUCGCGGCGGCCAAGCGCGGGACGCCGGACUGCGACUCCACCGCGCGGAGCCCCAAGUCGCCGCUCGAACACAGGACCUUCCCCGCGCUCGGCGGUUCGCUGCUCGGGUCGCCAAGGUCACCCAGGAGCUGGGACUCUCAGCGCGUCGGUCUGGGCGGCCUCGUCGACACCCUCGCCGAGCCCGCCGCCGACGCCAAGAACCGCCUGCUCGGGUUCCAGAUGCGCCCGACGAAGCUGCAAUGCCUCGCCAAAUCCUACACCUCCCUGCCCAAAGACAUGCCGAAAGACUGCGGGCAUGCGCAGCCGGAGCUCCGGGAGGUGGAGGCUGCCGCGGCCACCGCCGGCUCCGGGGGCAUGUCGGUUCCGUGCACUAGGUUCUACGGGGAUGUGAAGUCUGGUCCAGAGGUCGUCGUGUCCAGUGGUGCUCAGCUCGGCUUUAGUAACCACUCCGUCGACCGUGUCAAGUUCCCUGCUUCCGGGUCGCUGCCGGUGUCGAUUGGCGGACCACGCCGGUACAUCGGGUCCGUGUCGGCAAUGGAGGUCGAGCAGUCCGAGGACUACACCUGCAUCAUAGCUCACGGCUCCAAUCCGAAGACCACCCGCAUUUUUGGGGAUUGCAUCUUGGAGCCCUGCCCUGUUCUCAUGCCUGACUGGGAGAGCAAGGAGAUCGAUGUGGACAAGGAAGGAACUGAGUUGUACUGGCUGGUCAAGGGCUCCCCCGACGCCGACGCCGCCGAGGACUCCACGCGCUUCUGCUCGUCUUGCAAGAAGAACCUGAAUGGCAACGAAUCUUCCAUUUACCGCGGUGAGAAUGCAUUUUGUGGUGGCAACUGCAGAAACCAAGCAGUCCUGAAUGAAGAGGAAGAUGAGAACAAUCCUGCAGUCUCCUCUCCCAGCUCAGCUAGUUCGACUUCGCAGUUUGACGACGAUGACAUCUUCAUCGAUGAGGUGGUCGUGCUGACAUGACCUCCGUCUCCCCUGAUGCCUGACCAAUGCACCCUGUGCUGUGCCAGGAAGAUGGGUCAAUAAUGUAGUUUAGUGAUCGUUCAUCAUCGCCAUCGCCACCACCGCGGUCAUUAGUUUGCUGGUUUUUGUAAGUUAUGUGUCAGCAGUUGAGAUAUUGGGUGGAAUUGAUGAAUUGGUAGCUGCAUGCCCUGUAGUUUUGGUCAUAAGGCAGUUUUGGCGAUUAUGAGCUCCUUUUCUUUUUCUCUCUUCUUUGGUUACCUCUUGGCAGCCAUGGCAAUGUUUGCGUGGUGUAAGUUGGGGCAAUUUGAUGAGACACCGACAUUGAGCUCGAAAAUGCCAAAUGAAGACCGAGGUCCAUGGAGGUCGUAUUUUGAAAAA
Messenger RNA from Triticum dicoccoides, 2110 nucleotides. RefSeq names its product FCS-Like Zinc finger 10-like. The record is from RefSeq and is a predicted model, not a curated record. The transcript has 2 exons. NCBI's taxonomy places the organism in Eukaryota, Viridiplantae, Streptophyta, Magnoliopsida, Poales, Poaceae. The coding region runs from base 545 to 1732 and encodes 395 amino acids.